Molecule: messenger RNA, 1083 nt
Organism: Epithele typhae
Lineage: Eukaryota; Fungi; Basidiomycota; Agaricomycetes; Polyporales; Epitheliaceae
Product: SET domain-containing protein
Exons: 7
Coding region: 1-1083 (360 amino acids)
Cellular component (GO): nucleus
Molecular function (GO): zinc ion binding; protein binding; histone methyltransferase activity
Source: RefSeq, a predicted model, not a curated record
AUGUCGCCCUCCGUGGACGGACGGGAGUUGCCUGCGAUUGCGCCGUCGUCGGGUUCGGGCUCGUCGAGGCGGGGGGUCCCGCCCGGCCUUCGCGCGCGCGACGUGGAGAGGCGAGAGCGGUUCAAGGAGCAGUGGAACGAGGCGGCCAAGGAGGUGGACGCGGCGGCGGUCACGAUCGUGAACGAGGUGAACGGCGAGGGUGCGCCGCCGAGGCUCGUCGAGGAUUUCAAGUACCUCGAGCGGAGGUAUCAAGUGCGCGAAGAACUCGAGCAGACCAGAAGGGAGGGAUUACAGCUUCUCGUCAGCUGUAGUUGCAAGGAGAAGUGCAAAGCGGACAAAUGCGACUGCCAAGACCCAUCCGAGUACCAAGAUCCUCAGAGCGGUGACCGCAAAUUCGCGUACAGCAAAAAGGGCUUGUUCACAUUCCGCCUUCCUCGAGGGAUGGAGGCCAUCGAGUGCAAUCAGGCGAGUUACUCGUAUCCAGAUGCUAAUUGCGCAUGCGGAGAGGUCUGCCGGAAUCGCGUUGCGCAGCGUCCGAGAGACGUGCCUAUCGAGGUCUUCCGGACGCUCGACCGCGGAUGGGGCGCACGCGCGACUAUCCCACUCCAACGCGGGCGGGUCGUCGGGAUUUACACCGGGUGCGCCGACACCGUGGCUAAUCCGCGCGUUCUUUUGCUAAAACCUACUCCGGCACAGAGAACUGAUGACGGCGAGCGCAGGUCGUACAUCUUCGACCUCGACGUUCACGAGAACGGCGAGGAGGACGAUGGGGACGACAACAAGUUCUCCGUCGACGCGUGGUCGUACGGGAACUGGACGCGGUUCAUCAACCACUCGUGUUCGCCCAACAUGCGCGUGUACCCCGUCGUCUGGGACACCAUCCCGGAGCUCAACCAGCCCUACCUCGCGUUCGUCGUCACGCGCGACCUCCAGGCGCGCACCGAGCUCACGAUCGACUACGACCCCAAGGCGGCCCACCCGGACGGCUCGGACGCGCAGCCGAGCUCGCAGCUCGAACGGCCCCGGGGCGCGCGCGACUGCAUGUGCGGCGCGGACGGCUGCCGCGGCUGGGUCUCGGUGUGA